This is a messenger RNA of Vigna unguiculata (cowpea), 2098 nucleotides long. Its product is annotated as BTB/POZ domain-containing protein At2g24240 pseudogene. NCBI's taxonomy places the organism in Eukaryota, Viridiplantae, Streptophyta, Magnoliopsida, Fabales, Fabaceae. The record is from RefSeq and is a predicted model, not a curated record.
UAUGUAAACAUCGUCCUGCGGAAUCAAAUGGACGAAGAGACAAAAGGAAAAAGAGAGAAAGAAAAGGAAAAAAAACAGAGAGAACAAAAACAGAUUGACUUUGAGGGGGCAAUGAAAGUGAGUCAAUUCGGUUUUGAAUUCCAACCGCUCCACCCAUCUUGAUUCCUUCACCAAAUCCCACACACAGUUUCGAAAAACCCUUUUUUUAAAAGCCGUCGUCUCUUACCAUACAAUACAAUAACCAUCCCCACGUAUAUAUGUUCAUCAUUCUCCGGUUGCUUAAUCUCUGUCUUCUGAUCCUAUCUCUCUCUCUCACACACCCUUUGCUUCAAUUCCAAUUCUUCAACUGUAAUCAUUCACUCAUCACUCUUUAUCAAAAUCCUCUAUAUUUAUUCUCACCCAUCCUCUGCUUUCUCUGCUUUUCUCUGUUCAUUCUCCAUCAUCCAAUUCAAUUCCGCUCAAUUCAACUCCGCAGAGGCGUUGAAUCGAACACCCAUCUCCCUCCCCAUCUGGGUUUCUCGAAAGCCACAUUCUUGCGAGGAAUCGAGUCAUGGGGGUUCAGAAAGACAGUGUGAAAUUCAACGUAGGUGGCAGGGUGAUGGAAACAAGCGCAACAACGCUGGCCAAUGCAGGGCGCAAUUCGAUGUUCGGGGCAAUGUUCGAUGACAAUUGGAACCUGCUCCUAUCAUCAAACAAGGAGGGCCAGAGAUUCCUGGAUCGCAACCCGGAUUGCUUCGGGGUUCUCCUCGAUCUGCUCCGAACCGGGGAACUCCAUAUCCCACCCAACAUCCCGGAGAAGCUCCUCUACCGGGAGGCCCUCUACUACGGCCUCCUGGACCACGUGCGCGCCGCCAAGUGGGGCCCAUUCGACGGCAACAGGUUAAGGUUGUCGCGGUCUCUCCAGGGCCAGGCCCCGGGUGACGGAACAGCCAUUCGCGCAGGCCCUGACGGAGGCUGCUGCGUUGCGCAUGGCAGCAUGGUUCAUGUGUAUGAUUGGAUGUUGGAAGAACACCCUCCUCUGAGCCUCGAUUUCCAGAGGGUCAACGAUGUCGGGUGGGUUGACUCGGACAACGUUGUGGUCGGAGUGAGCGAGCGCCUUGGGAGGGGCGAUGGCGGGAUGGGGCUGUUCAGUUCACAGAGUGGGGAGCUUAGGUACAAGUUUCAGGUUUCUCAUGAGAAUCAGGUGAAGAGUUACACUGCUGGGGCUUUGAGUUUCAGUUCGGAUUACAAGAUAUUUUGUAGCUGUAAAGGGAGGAGUAAUGAGUAUGGGGUAGGGGUUUGGGACCAGGUUACAGGGAAGCAAAUUGAUUUUUUCUACGAACCUUUAGGGUGGUCUCUUGGGGAUGCUGACAAGCUUCAGUGGUUGGAGGGGAGUAACUGUUUGUUGGUGGCAACGAUGUUUCCUAGGAAGGACAACUGUUACAUUAGUGUUUUGGAUUUCAGGGAGAAGAAGAUGGUGUGGUGUUGGUCUGAUAUGGGGGCUCCUUUUACCGCGGAUGAGAAACGGGUGAGGGAUGCUAUUGCCAUGGAGGACAAUAGUUCCAUUUGUGUGGUGAAUGAGUUUGAGGAUUUGGGGUUCAUGGAUUUGAGAAGUUCUUCUGCCACGAGCGUUAGGUGGAGCUCCAGAAGUAGGUUGAUGAAGGGGAAAAUGCCGGAGGAACCGUGUUAUCCGAAACUGGCACUGCAUGGGGGACAGCUUUUUUCCUCCAUGAAUGAUUGCAUUUCGGUGUUCUGUGGCCCUGAAUGGGUUUUGACCUCUAGGCUCAGACGAAGCUAUGGAGGUUCCAUUUGUGACUUUUCCAUUGGAGGGGACAGGCUUUUCGCGCUUCAUAGUGAGGACAAUGUGUUUGAUAUUUGGGAGACUCCACCACCACCGAUUCUAUGAUUUAGUUUUAGUUUUGGUUUGCUAUAAAGAAAAAAAAAAAAACCAGACAACUUCUGGUUUUGUUUUCUAGAUACUGUUCAGUUUUAAACCUAUACGAGAUUGAAGGGUAGUUUAUAACUUGUGAUACAUGUAGGUUUAGGUGUCAUGGUAUAUGUGAAUAGAAUAUCUACAGAGAAAGAUGAUAUAUCAAACACUUGUUUUCUGUUUCUUUUU